This is a messenger RNA of Mycena citricolor, 851 nucleotides long. Lineage: Eukaryota; Fungi; Basidiomycota; Agaricomycetes; Agaricales; Mycenaceae. The record is from the annotation of a GenBank genome assembly.
CUUCCCUCUCACAUUCGCCACACAUGCCCCGCAAAGACGCCCCUGCAUCAGGCCUGAUCUCCGCCCAGGCCCAGCAGGACCUCAUAUCUGAAGGAAUCGAAAACUACGAGCUCCCCAAAUCCCUCGUGACUCGUAUCGCCAAGUCUGCUCUCCCCGACAACGCGAAAAUGCAGAAAGACACCGUGCUCUCGCUCGUCAAAGGGUCGACCGUGUUCAUCAACUACCUCGCUGCAACGGCACAUGAUGUAGCCCUCUCGAAACAGCAUAAGAGCAUAUCCGCCUCAGACGUCCUGAAAGCGCUCGAGAUGAUCGAGUUCGGAGAUCUGGUCGACAUGUUGCAAGCCGAGUUGCAAAUCUACCGAGACCAAUCGAAAUCUGACAAGACCAAAAAGGCGAGCGCAAGCGCGAAUUUAGCCAGCACAAGUACCGCGGCCGCAGUUGGAAAAGGCAAAUCAACCUCCGCCUCGACCGCCUCGACGCCAGCGCCCAAAUCGGCCAAGGGAAAAGAAAAGGCGACCAUUCUCCUGCCGGCCUCGGCCCUGGCGUCUGCUCGACAAUCUGAAUCCAGAGGCGCUGUCCCUGUGACUCCAGGUGAAUCCGUGUCGGCUGGACCUGGUGUCGCAAUGGACGUUGACGGGGAGGACGACCGCGAUGUGGAUAGACCUGUGCCGGCAGAGGAUCUGGACAGGGAAGGGGAUGCCGAAAUUGAAGAGGACGAUGAAGAGCAAGAUGUGGAAGAGGAGGAACCGGAAGAAGUGGUUGACACAGUCGCCCUCGAGCAGGAAGAGCUACGACAAGAUGCGCGAGGUUUGGACGCACGAGCAGAAGACACUCCCAUGGAGGAAUCAUGA